This is a messenger RNA of Sorghum bicolor (sorghum), 3098 nucleotides long. Its product is annotated as ATP-dependent DNA helicase DDM1. The transcript is spliced from 13 exons. The record is from RefSeq and is a predicted model, not a curated record. The coding region runs from base 243 to 2684 and encodes 813 amino acids. NCBI's taxonomy places the organism in Eukaryota, Viridiplantae, Streptophyta, Magnoliopsida, Poales, Poaceae. Gene Ontology annotation, cellular component: nucleus. Gene Ontology annotation, molecular function: ATP-dependent chromatin remodeler activity; DNA binding; ATP binding.
CCCUAGGCCCCCCGAGCCGAGUCCCCCAUUCCCCACUCCCAUCCCGUUGGACUGGUGGCUCGGAACCCACUUCCCCGACCCACUCUCUCCCUCGCUCCCCACGGUCGGAGUCGGAGUCGGAGGGCGACGACGGGCUGACGGCGUAUGUAAGGAACCCAGCUGAACCUACAACGCACUUGUUCUGGGAGAUCUCUUGCCUGCUGUGAGCGAGUGAGUUGUCCUGGAACAGCUGUCUGCUCACAAUGGGGACGCUAUCAAUGUCUGAUGCUAUCCCUGCCAAGAACUGGGAUGAUUCCCCUGUUAAGUUUGAGGCUAACGGUGGUGACGCGCUCCCCGUCCUUAAGGAGGAAGAGCGGCUAUUGGAGCCUGUGAAGGAUGAGCUGGCUGAUGGAAUCUUGGAUUCCUUACCAAUUGACCUGGAGGCCAAGAAUGGCGAUGCAUCGCUCAUCACUGAAGCGAUGAAAAAGGAGGAGGAGGAGCUUGAAGACACCCGGCUCAAGGCGGUGGAAGAAGAGGAAGCCAGGAAGAGGGAGGAGGCUGCAAGACUCGCUUUUGAUCCUGAGACACGGUAUAACAAGUUAGAUGAACUGCUGUCGCAGACACAACUCUAUUCGGAGUUUCUACUUGAGAACAUGGAUCGAAUUGCUGAAGAAAAUGUUGAGACUCAAGCUGAAGAGCCACAGGUAGAAGAGAAGAAGAAAGGGCGUGGCCGAAAGAGGAAAGCAAAGCCAGUGUACAAUGAUAAGAAGGCUAAGACAGCAGUGGCUGCCAUGCUUACAAGGUCUCGCGAAGAUCGUCUUGCGGAAGAUUGUACUCUCUCAGAAGAAGAAAGGUGGGAAAAAGAGCAGGCCAACCUUGUGCCAUUAUUGACCGGAGGAAAGUUGAAGUCAUACCAGAUAAAGGGUGUCAAGUGGCUUAUAUCAUUGUGGCAGAAUGGGCUGAAUGGAAUACUGGCUGAUCAAAUGGGCCUUGGGAAAACCAUUCAGACAAUUGGAUUUCUUGCUCAUCUGAAAGGGAAAGGCAUGCAUGGUCCAUACUUGAUAAUCGCUCCUCUAUCCACUCUCUCGAACUGGGUGAAUGAAAUCUCAAGGUUUACUCCAUCUCUUGCUAGUAUCAUAUAUCAUGGAGAUAAGGCGGCCCGGGCAGAGAUCCGAAGAAAAUUUAUGCCCAAAAAUGCUGGCCCUGAUUUUCCGAUAGUAGUGACUUCAUAUGAGAUGGCCAUGUAUGAUGCUAAAUUUCUUGCUGUCCAUAGGUGGAAGUAUGUUAUUGUGGAUGAGGGCCAUCGUCUGAAAAAUUCUAAGUGUCUAUUAUUGAGGGAGCUGAAGCGUAUACCAAUGGAUAAUAAGCUUCUUUUGACUGGAACACCCCUGCAGAAUAAUCUAGCGGAGCUGUGGUCACUACUGAACUUCAUUUUGCCUGAUAUAUUCUCGUCACAUCAAGAAUUUGAGUCAUGGUUUGAUUUUUCUGGGAAAGGAAAUGGAGAAAAAGAUGAAGAAACUGAUGAGAAUAAAAGGCUGCAUGUUGUUUCAAAGCUUCAUGCUAUUUUACGUCCAUUCCUUCUAAGGCGGAUGAAGGAGGAUGUGGAACAGCUGCUUCCACGGAAGAAAGAGAUAAUCAUUUAUGCCAACAUGACUGAACAUCAGAAGCAAAUCCAGCAUCACUUGGUUGAAAAAACAUUUGACAACUACUUGAAUGAGGAAUCGGAUAUUAUAUUGAAGAGACCUGGCAUUAAGGCAAGGUUGCAUAAUCUAAUGAUUCAGCUGAGGAAGAAUUGCAACCAUCCUGAUCUUUUGGAAGCUCAAGUUGAUUCAAUAGGUUUAUAUCCACCUGUUGAGAAGAUCCUGGAACAAUGUGGUAAAUUCCAACUUUUUGACAGGUUACUAAAUUACCUGAUUGAACAAAAGCACAAGGUUCUAGUAUUUUCGCAAUGGACAAAAGUGUUGGACAUUAUUGAGUAUUACCUUGAUUCAAAAGGCCAUGAUGUUUGCCGAAUUGAUGGUAGUGUAAAAUUGGAAGAAAGAAGGAGGCAGAUAGCAGAAUUCAAUGACUUGAAUAGCAGUAUGCGAAUCUUCCUCCUGAGCACAAGGGCUGGUGGACUUGGCAUCAACCUUACUUCUGCUGAUACCUGUAUCCUCUACGACAGUGACUGGAAUCCUCAGAUGGAUUUGCAGGCUAUGGAUCGAUGCCACCGGAUUGGCCAAACACGGCCAGUGCAUGUAUAUAGGCUGGCUACGUCACAUUCUGUUGAGGUGCGGUUUGAUGAUAUCAGUCAUCUUCAGAGUUCGAACUUGUUGCUUUGGUUAAAAUCAUGUAGUGGAUAUAUAUAUGUUUUACUCAUCAUCUCAUCAUUGCAGGGACGGAUCAUCAAGAAAGCUUUUGGGAAGUUGAAGCUAGAGCAUGUGGUGAUCGGCAAGGGACAGUUUGAACAAGAGAGAGCUAAGCCUAAUGUCUUAAAUGAGGGUGAACUGCUGGCGCUUCUCAAGGACGAGCAGGACGAGGAAGACAGGAUGAUCCAGACCGACAUCAGCGACGAGGACCUACUGAAGCUGAUGGACCGGAGCGACCUCUUGGGCCCACCCGGCGGCACUAACGCUACUCCACUUGUGCCGCUGAAAGGCCCAGGCUGGGAGGUGGUGGUGCCGACCAAGAGUGGUGGUGGCAUGCUCUCCGCGCUCACCAGCUGAAUCGUUGCUACCGGGAUGUGUUUUGGUUGGUUGCCCUUUUGCUCGCCGCGCAAGCACCUUCUGGGCGAUGAUGUUUUGGAUGUAAUGGAGUGUGGUUGUUGAACUGAGCGUUGCCCCUGCAGAAGUAAGUAGUUUAGGAUUAUUAGGAGUUUAGGACUUUAGGCCAUGUAAAGUAGUCCGUGGUAAGCUGUAAGCCUGUUGUGUGAGUUGUGACUUGAACCUCAUGCUGCAUUUCGGUUUGCUGCUUCGUUGAGCAGCUUCUGCAGCUGUCGUGGACCAUGCAGCACGAUGCUGGGUGCUUUUGCUGGGCACGUUGUAGUGUAUAAUAUUGACUAUGACAUCUUCUGUUUCGACUCUCUGUAACUGUAAUGCAGCAGAGUACUCCGGUGGUGUUUGCUGGGUGCAGGCACGGUA